This is a messenger RNA of Chironomus riparius, 1286 nucleotides long. Lineage: Eukaryota; Metazoa; Arthropoda; Insecta; Diptera; Chironomidae. The record is from the annotation of a GenBank genome assembly.
GUAGAUCCAAACCAGCUGAAUGAAGAGGGUUACAUUUUUCAGAACUAAGAAAAAAAUGUUUAUAAACCGAUCAAAUCGGAAGAAAUUGUACAUUUCUCUAUGUGUCAUAGGAUUAGUGUUAAUUUUAUUUUUAAUGAGAGAUUAUAUCAAUUAUGAUUGCGAUGCAGCUAUAAUAAUUGACAAAAGUUUUGCAGAUAUCCCUCCAGAAAUGUUAAAUGAAAAUACAAUUUUCUUUCUCGAGACGAGCAAUUCAUCUGAUCACAAAAUAAGUUCACGUGAAGCAUGUGCUAUUGAGUCUGCAGCUUACAUGAAUCCAAACACAAAUAUAGUUGUGCUGUUUUUGACAUUAUCAAAUCACAUAAGACUGAAAAAUUGGUCACAGUUCCAGCCAAUAUUAGAUUAUGACAAUAUCCAUUUAAGAUACUUCCAUAUGGACGAUAUCAUCAAAGACACUCCAAUAGAAAAGUGGAUGCAGAAAGGAUUAUUGAGUCGGUCUUAUUAUCCUGUGGUUCAUACAUCGGAUAUCCUUAGGUACACAUUACUGUACAAAUAUUCAGGAAUUUAUCUUGAUCUAGAUGUGAUAGUGACACGUCCUUUAGAUGAAAUGGGAUCAUCAAGCUUUGCUUGCCAUCAAGAUGACAAAAUAGUUAAUAAUGCAAUUAUUAAAUUAGGUGGAUCAGAUGGGAAGGAAGUUGGUCGUUUACUUUUAGAAGAAGUGACUGAAAACUUUAACGGCAGGCUAUGGGAAGAAAAUGGACCAUUGCUCAUCACGAAAUCUCUAAAUAAAUUUUGCAAAACUGAAAAUCUUUCAGGCAUAGAUAAAUGUAAAGAAUUUGAUAUUCUUUCUAUGGAUAAGUGUUAUGCUGUAAAAUGGCAAAGUUGGCAUAAACUAUUCUACGAAGUCUAUGCUGACGAAACUAUGGAAGCUGUAAAGCAUUCAUACUUUGUUCAUCUAUGGAAUGCAAAGAGUAAGGGAACAAAAUUGGAAACAACAAGUCGGGCAAGCUUUAAUCAAUUAGCCGCAAAACAUUGUCCACGCGUGCAUCAACAUAAUUCGAUUAUAUGAUUUGGAUGAAUAAAGCAUAAUUGAUUUAAUCAGUGGUUUUGGUGUUGUAAUGAAAUUCAUGACAUGAUGAUAAUUUUGUAGAACAUACAUUUAGUGAUAAUUUUGGAUAUGUGGUGUCGUUUUUAAGUGAUGAAUAAUUUUUUGAAGGGACUAAAAUUGUGUGACAUCUUCAAACGGGUUCAUUCGGAAAACUUUUUCUAUAAAAUAUUUGUAGCAUAGC